AUGGAGGGCCUGGGCGGAACCGGAGAGAGCUUCCGCACCCAGGAGGAGGAGGUCGUGAAAGUAGAACUUCUCAAUGCGGUGAUCCCUUUUUCCCUCCUCCCUGACCCUGUAUCACCCCCCUCCCCCCCAUCUACAAUCUCUUUCACACUGUCCGCUGUCAUCAACUCUAACUACUUCCUCAUCAAGCUUCAAAAUUCCGACCACAAGUUCCUCUUCCCCAGCACCUCCUGCAUGCACUACCUGCACUGGACGCCACGUUCACUUUCCAGAUCGUCUAGUCACUCACCUUGUUUAUAA
This is a messenger RNA of Dibothriocephalus latus, 297 nucleotides long. Lineage: Eukaryota; Metazoa; Platyhelminthes; Cestoda; Diphyllobothriidea; Diphyllobothriidae. The record is from the annotation of a GenBank genome assembly.